CAGAGACAAUGGCCGCCGCAGGAACCGAUGACUUCGACAAGAAGUGCGAGGUGAAGCACAACGAGACGCUGGGCAGAUUUUUAGUUGCCCACUGCAACAUCCGAGCUGGCGAAACCCUUCUGCUGGAGCAUCCCAUCGUGGUAUUGCCCCACAUUGGUGACAGACGAUGCUUCAAGUGUUUCAAACUCACUCGGACUUUCUGCAAGAAGUGCCGCCUUUUGGCUUUGUGCGCAGAGUGCCCGGAUCAUGAUGAGCGAGACUGUCAAAGGCUUGGAGAGCUGAAACUGCCAGAGGAACAGGUGGAGCAGCUGCAGGGAGAUGAUCACACUGCUGUCCAGUCUGCCCUGAAGUGUCUGCUAUUGAGGGAGCAUUUGGACACGCUGCCACUUUAUGAGGAAAUGUCCCAAAUGGAAACUCAUCUGGCGGUCAGGCGAGGCACUGAUAUCUGGAAGAGCUAUCAGGAACAGGCCUUUGAUCCACUGGAGAAGAGCGGAGUGCUGAAGCAACUGCAUUCCGAAGCGAAUGAGGAUCUGGUGCAGAGUCUCCUUGGUAUUCUGGACAUUAAUACCUUCGAAAUACGUGCCCCGGAACCGGGUGGCUCCAUGAGGGGACUUUAUCGCCGGGCCGGACUGUUUGCCCACAGCUGUAUGCCCAAUCUGGUGACCGCCAUUGAUGAUGAGCGUCGGAUUAAGGUAUACGCCAACAGGUUUAUAGCAGCCGGCGAGAUCCUUUACUACUGCUACACCAACGUGCUCCUAGGCACCGAAGAGCGUCGGCAAAUACUAAAGGAGGGAAAGUGCUUCGACUGCAACUGUCCGCGCUGCCAGGAUCCAACUGAGCUGGGCACUCACAUGAGCAGCUUCAUAUGCAGUCCUUGCUCCUCCGGCGGCUAUAUAGUCCGCCAGACGGAGACUGGUAGUUGGCAGUGUCUCCUCAAUCCGGAGCACACACUGAAGGAGGAGUUCGUUUCGAAUAUGUUGGAGCGAGCCAAGGAGGAGAUAUUCCAUGCCAAGGAUGAUAUCUAUAGGUUGGAGCUGCUGCUGGCUAAGCUCAGCCGGUUACUCCAUGGAAACCAUUACCUGAUGUUGGACUUGAAGCAGAACAUAGCCUCCAUACUGCGCCAAAUCCUGCAGAACAUGGCACACAGACCGAACAGAAAGGUCUAUGAGCGAAAGAUUCGGUUGUGCCAAGAGAUUUUGCUGGUUCUCAAGGUCCUGACUCCCGGAAUCUCAAGAUUGAAGGCCAUAGAUCUCUACGAGCUGGCCAAUACACAGGCGGAGCUGGCCAGAAAGCUGUUUAGCGAGCAGGAGAAAAGUGCCCGCGACCUGUUGGAGGAGCUUGAACAAACAGAGGUUAUGAUACGAGAGUCCCUACGAAUGCUCCUUUUUGAGCCCAUAGCCACUCCAGAAGGUCAACUUGCGCACAGCAUGCUCCGGGAGCUGAAAGAACUACAGAACGAUAUAAAACUACUCAAGGAACCCAAUGACGAUGUGGUGAACUAAUUAGCAAAAUUUGCAUUUGAGUUUCAUACAAUUUUGGUUACAUUAUUCUUUACAAAACAUUACUAAACAAAUGUGCAAACUAAUUGCUUUGGCUUGAGCUUAAUAAUUUCU
Drosophila serrata is the source of this 1613-nucleotide messenger RNA. It is a transcript of the gene SmydA-6, whose product is annotated as SET and MYND domain containing, arthropod-specific, member 6. Gene Ontology annotation, molecular function: protein binding. The record is from RefSeq and is a predicted model, not a curated record. Lineage: Eukaryota; Metazoa; Arthropoda; Insecta; Diptera; Drosophilidae.